Messenger RNA from Pieris rapae (cabbage white), 3115 nucleotides. RefSeq names its product G1/S-specific cyclin-E (gene Cyce). NCBI's taxonomy places the organism in Eukaryota, Metazoa, Arthropoda, Insecta, Lepidoptera, Pieridae. Gene Ontology annotation, cellular component: centrosome; nucleus; cytoplasm. Gene Ontology annotation, biological process: G1/S transition of mitotic cell cycle; regulation of cyclin-dependent protein serine/threonine kinase activity. Bases 334 to 1824 code for a protein of 496 amino acids. The record is from RefSeq and is a predicted model, not a curated record. The transcript is spliced from 10 exons. Gene Ontology annotation, molecular function: cyclin-dependent protein serine/threonine kinase regulator activity.
CGCGCGCGAUUGUGACGGAUUCGUGGCAUUUUUUACGCCAGCUGAUUAACAAGAUUUCUCAUUUUGUUCGUGAUUAAUGUUAAAUCAAGUAUCGAAGCGACUAUAAAUAACAAAAUUUGUGAAAUUACAGUAGUAAUAACUUACUAAAAUGUCUCUUGAAAAUUUUUCUCCCGCCAACCUCCAGGGGGCACGCUGCCUGUAGACCCGCAUACAGCCCUUAUUUUUUUAAUGUUGUGAACCGUUAUUUAAAUAAAUUAGGAGGUUCUCAUGUGUGUUACUUAAGGACGUUUAAUAAUUUGAGUAAGGGCUUCAGUUUGUAAAUCAACAGCUACAAUGGCCCAAGCAGGUUCUUCCUGUGAUACAGAGGAUAAGAGAUUAAAUUUAAAAAGAAAAAGAAAUUCAACAGAUGAUGAGGUUGAGAACAUGCCUCCCAUGAAACUAUCAUACAAAGAAGCUGAAGAUCUCUUCGAUCAGCCUGGUCAUAAUGUAGUUGUUGAAUCAUCAUCCUGCUCCAGUGAUGAAGAUGGAAGUGCAGAUCAAUCCAAUCAUGUUUAUACGGACAUAGAUUAUAAUGCAGACAGUUUCCUUAGCCCUCCGAGUAUAUCUGACCUACCAAACUGUGUCCUUAGCCCUCUUGAAAAUGUAGCUAGAGGCGAUUCUACUCCACACUCUAAUAAAAGAUCCAGCAGUAAUAAAAUACUGUGUCCAUCACCUCCAAAACGUAAGUGCCCAUUGCCUGGGUUGUCCUGGGCAGACCCAGCUGAUGUGUGGAAAAAUAUGUGUGAAUGUGAUGCCAGGUCUGCCUUGAAGAAGAAUCCCAAUAUGUUUGAUAAUCACCCUAAUCUCCAGCCAAGGAUGAGAGCCAUUUUAUUGGACUGGCUGAAUGAAGUAUGUGCAGUUUAUAAACUUCACCGAGAAACAUUUCACCUGACAGUGGAUUAUAUAGAUAGGUAUCUCUCAAAUACUGCAGACGUGCAAAAAGGAUGUUUGCAGUUAAUAGGUAUAACCUGUUUAUUUAUAGCAGCCAAAAUAGAAGAAGUUUACCCACCAAAGAUUACAGAGUUCGCAUACGUCACAGAUGGCUCGUGUACCACAGAUGAAAUACUUUUAGAGGAACAACUUGUUCUCAAAAUUUUAUCGUGGAGUCUCACACCAAUAACUAUUAAUAGUUGGCUUAAUAUUUACUUACAACUCGCCAGUGAAGGACGCAGCGCGAAAAGAAGACUGAUAGGUGAAAAAGAAGUAGGCAUGAACGCGUUACGGGGCUACACGUUCGUGUUCCCGCAGUAUUCGUCUCUGGAAUUCGUAAUCUGCGGUCAGCUGGUCGACCUCGCCGUGUUGCACGUGGACGUAAAUAAGUUCGCGAAUAGUGCGAUCGCGGCCGCGGCCAUUGCGCACGCGUUUUCACGGGACUUGGCUUUGAGGGUGUCAGGCUACAGCUGGGAAGCGCUGGAGAGCUGCCACCGCUGGAUGUCGGCGUUCGCGGCGGGGGUGAGGGCGGAGGGAGCGGAGUGUGUGGUGCGGGGAGGGGACGGAGAGCACGUGCAGAGGGCGGCAGAGCUCUCGCUCAUCUGCCCCGACCUCAACAUGGACGAGAGCCAUCGCAUCCAGGCGCACAACGUCACCUUGGACAUGUUUGACAAAGUGUUUCAACAGCUGCAAGAACACACGAGCACACAGGACACGGGUUCAUCAUCACAAGAGCACUUGUACCCUCCGACCCCGCCCCAGUCUGAUCACAAAAGCCCCAAAACCCCGGCGUCCAAGACCCCCUCGACGCGGCAUAUUUCCCCCAUACCGGAGAUGAGACUGACUCAAGUGUGACCUAGUGAAGUGUUCAAAGUGACUAAGUGAAAAGUAUAGAGGUAUUUUUCACUAUUUAUUGUUCCUACGUUCCAAAGGGGAAGGACAUUAUUGAAAUGUUUUUUUAUACUAAACUGUAUGUCUUUUCUCAUUCAUAAUAAUGGAAACCAUUUGCUAUUUUAAUUAGAACCAAAUUUAAAAGCUAUUAGUUAAAUCUCAAUUCGCCAUUAACCUUAACAAUGUGCGUAAGUUUCCGCGUGGCAGGGGAAAGCUCGCGUCUUCAGUUAAAAUGAACUUUUGCAUUGCAACAGAAAUAUGAAAUAUUUUGGACACGUUGAUUUAUUUCUAAAAUUAUUAGUAAUGCCUGUUAUGUACUUGUAGACGCGAUUAUAUCCAUAUACCUAUUAUAGUGGAUGCAAAGUUUUCGUUUAGUAUUCACGAGCUGUCCCAACUACCGCGUAUAUUUCUAAUAAAACUGAAUUAUUCAAAGAAAAAAACCAGUCAAGAUAAAUCUAAAUUAGUAAAAACUAACCAUUGACAAUAUUUUGCUUUUUUACAAAAUCUCAUUUCAUCAUUCAUACCAUCUUUUUGGAACUGCAUAUCUUAUAAUUAUCUGUUUGUGCCGAGUAUUUUCGUAAACAUUUGGUAAAGCAAUGGAUAUUACUUAAAUCAGAAGUAAAACUUCUAAUUGAAAACCUGAUAUAGACAUAUUUGCCAAAACAGUUAUUUCUGAAACUGAAUUUUGACGUAGAAUCUUUAUGCCUCGUAAUUAUAAAUCAUUUCUGUACAGAUAUACCUAUGUCAUAACAUUUUUGUUCCACAUAUUUACUCAGAUACAUAGGCUAAGGUACCCUUUGGUAACUAAUGUACAUUUGAUAUCGGCAUAAUAUUGAUUAACAACAUUUUAACUGUACAUUUACUAGUAUUGUUUGUAAAUAACUAGAUAGUAAGAAUUAACUAAUUUGUAAAUUAUAUAAGGUAAUUUAAUAGGUCCAUUAUCUAAUUAAUCAUUAAUAUGGGCUAUGAAGGAUAAUUUCACAAAUUUAAAAGUAUCACAAAAAUUAAAAAUUACAGGUAAAAUUAAUAUUGAAUGGUCUUUUUAAAAAUUAAAGAUAUACCGAAUAUACAGGUAACACGAAGUGAAUACAUUUUCCCGUCUUAAAAUAGCUUAAUGGAAAUUUAAAAAAAAACGUAAAAUGUAUAGUGCAAAAACAGUGUUCUGUUAAGCUAAUUUAGGUCUGAAAAGGUUUGUAAAUAUUUAAAAAACACGAAGCAUAUGUACCUUCAGUGCCCAUAACUUUUGUAGAUAUUU